GCGCCUAGGCUCUUCUGGCGGACAGAGGUGGGGGACGCGAGCGGCGCCUCCCAGCUAGUCACGCAGCCUACCGCGGUGCACCGAGGCUGCAGGGGCAGAGCUGAGCGGCAGGGAGGGCUCUCUAGGCCUUGAGCGCGCUCUGUGUGUUGUUGGAGUCUGGCCUUAGGUUCUGGCGUGGGAAGGAGAGCAAGGGCGCUGGAGGAGAGACCCAGCCACGGCCCAAGUAGAGGCUCCCAGUCUUCUCCUAGGCGGGCGAAGAAUUCCCUUAACCACAUUCACAACCUUGCCUCGGGCACCUUAGCUCGGGCUGCCAGGAGGCCGCGGUGGCCGGGCAGCUGUUGCACCAAGAGGGGGCAGCUGCGGAGUUCCAUAACCAUAGCAACCGCAUCAGCACCACGGCGGCAGUGGCGGCGGCGGCGGCAGUGAGGGCAGCAUCCGCUUGCUCCUCCUCCAGGCAGCCUCUCGGUAGAGACCUGAGACAGCUCGCAGGUGCCGCCGCCGACUCCUUGGUCCGCCCACAGUCGCUGCCUGCCGGUGUUGGCCGCUGGAGAAGGAGACCAGAAGAGAGCGGGACCAGAGCUGGAACAGGGCCCUAGGAGGUGAGAGAGAGAGAGCCCUGCAGUGGGAGACAGGUUCCUUGCACACCUCUGACUCCUGUCUUAUGGGAUGUUCAUUAUCUUCUUUCUUCUCUGGCUAAAAAAAACGUUGUGACUCAGUCAAUCCAUUUGAAUACCAGGAAGCUAUUUAUUAGCUGAGUUGUCUUGAGCAGCUGUGGCUGCCUGCCUCUACUUCAAUAUCCUUUCAUAAAGGUAAUGAACCAAAAAGAUCAUGUCUGAAGUACAAGGAACAGUUGAGUUUUCUGUGGAGCUACAUAAAUUUUAUAAUGUGGAUCUCUUUCAGAGAGGGUACUACCAGAUUCGAGUGACCUUGAAAGUGUCUUCAAGGAUCCCCCACAGGCUGAGUGCCUCCAUUGUCGGGCAGUCAGAGAGCAGCAGUCUGCAUUCAGCCUGUGUCCACGAGAGUGCUGUGCACAGUCGUGUCUUCCAGAUCUUAUACAGAAAUGAAGAAGUUUCCAUAAAUGAUGCCAUGCUUUUCCGGGUUCAUUUGCUCUUAGAUGGUGAGAGGGUAGAAGAUGCGCUGAGUGAGGUUGAGUUUCAGCUCAAGGUGGACCUGCACUUUACGGAUAGUGAGCAGCAGCUGAGAGAUGUGACUGGGACACCGAUGAUCAGCAGCCGCACACUUGGUCUGCACUUCCACCCGAGGAGGGGUCUGCACCACCAGGUCCCUGUCAUGUUCGACUACUUCCACCUGUCAGUGAUCUCAGUGGCCAUACAUGCUGCGCUGGUGGCUCUGCAGCAGCCCCUGAUCAGUUUCACUCGCCCAGGAAGAGGUUCCUGGUUAGGCAAAGGUGGCCCAGACACAGGACCAGAACAGCCCACCAUUUCUCUGGAAAACUUGGUCUUUGGAGCUGGAUACUGCAAGCCAACUUCCUCAGAGGGAAGCUUCUAUGUUCCCUCAGAGAACUGCAUACAACAUGCACACAAGUGGCACCGGGAUCUCUGUCUACUGCUCCUUCAUGCCUAUCAGGGCCUCCGACUCUAUUUCCUGGUCAUCAUGAGAGACAUUCCUGAGCUGCCCACCAUGGAGCUGGAGGCUCUUGCUGUUGAAGAAACACUUUCUCAGCUGUGCUCAGAGUUACAGAUGCUGAACAACCCAGAGAAGAUAGCAGAGCAGAUCAGCAAGGAUCUUGCCUGGCUGGCUUCACAUCUGAUGGCUCUGUGGACCCAAUUCCUGGACACAGUAACCCUGCACUCCCAAGUGACCACUUAUCUCACCCAGGAGCAUCACACUUUGAGGGUCCGAAGGUUUUCUGAAGCUUUCUUUUAUAUGGAGCACCAAAAACUUGCAGUCUUGACCUUUCAGGAAAACCUGAUACAGACUCACAGCCAGCUGUCCCUGGACAUCCGGAACUCAGAGUACCUCACCAGCAUGCCUCCAUUGCCCGCAGAGUGCCUGGACAUCGAUGGUGACUGGAACACCCUGCCUGUUAUCUUUGAAGACAGAUAUGUGGACUGCCCUGUCUCAGGGCAUAACUUGCGUGUUUAUCCUAAUUUUGAUGUCCCAGUGACAAGUCCUGCAAUAUUGAAUCUAAAAGGGGAAGAAAAGAAUCUUAUAAAUCAAAACUCAUCUUCAAGAAAGGACAUUCCCUUAUCUACUACAGAAGCACCCCAGCUGGGCUCUGAUGAAGAUGUUACUAGGCAUCCAGAGGUGCAGGAGAAUGUCCCCCCAUGGAAUCCUAUCGAUGUGUGCUCAGAAUCUCAGGUGUACCUGACCAUUGGUGAAUUUCAAAACAGAGCAGGCAUACCUGAAGUUGAAUGCUGGACUGGCCCUAGGCCUGAUGCUGUAAAAGAUUCACUAACAGAUACGGACAUGUGUAGCAGAAGUCCAGGCCCUGAUGAAGGGCAGACCCCAGCACUGACCUAUAUUGAUGUGCAAUCUAGCAAUAAGUACUGCCCUAGAGCUGAACUGGUACAGGGCAUUAAUGUUCAGCAUGAACACAGGAGCUCAAGGGAGAGCUAUGGUAUUGUUAAGACUGUGCCAAGCAAAGUUGUAGCAGGAACAAGCCAGAAUAAUUCCAUCUCUUUAAACCAAACAGCUGCUCUUGAGUUGAGGAGUCUAGGGAGGGGAGUCAACCAGGAUGGAAAGCCUGUCCUGCUAAGCCUGAAGCUCACCCCUGCUGAGCCCUGUGACCCACCGAGCACUGCUCUGAGGGAAGCUUUGGACACUAAACCUUCCCAGCCUGACCAUGCUGAAGAGCCAGAAGAUCUUUCAGUGCUCUCUGGCGUUAUCAAGAGGUCAGCCUCCAUAAUAUCUGAUUCAGGCAUUGAAAGUGAACCAAGCUCAGUUGCCUGGUCUGAGGCCCGUAGCAGAGCCCUGGAGUUACCCAGUGAUCGUGACGUCUUACAUCAGGUGGUUCGAAGGCAUGCCCACCACAGGAACUCUUUGGAGGGUGGUCACACAGAAAGUAACACGAGCCUGCCCAGUGGCAUUCAGGCUUCUCUUUCCUCCAUCAGCUCAUUGCCUUUUGAAGAGGAAGAGCGUGAGAUGGCACUUAACAAGCUAACCAAGUCUGUAUCUGCACCCCAGAUCAGCAGCCCUGAGGAUUCUGCUGAAGGUGCAGACACCAUAAAGAACACAGCAGGAUUUUCUGAAGAUCUGGACCUUUCUAGCAAAGACAACAGUUCACCCAGACACACUUCUCUUUCGUAUGGUGGGCCUGGGGUCCAGGAUGUUAGGUCAGGACAUUCCCUUGCAGAUAUAGCUUUAGAUUCUGACAGACCCCAGGGCCCUGGGUACAUGGACAUCCCCAAUGGCAAAGGGAAUCACUCUGAUCUUCAAGAACCCUGUUGUCUGGAUGGCAUGGCUGAGACCCCACUACAUGUUGAAACCAAAGGUCUUAACUUAAAAAUACCAUGUACUAUAGUGCUUGAAAAUUCUAAGUCCAGGUCUUUUCAUAGAGCAGCAGUGGAAACUGCAAAAGGUAAACCUGAAGAAUUGAGCAUGAGUAAACACGUGCUCUCCAAUAACAGCAUCUCCGAAGUCAGGGCUGCGUCUCACCACAGGGUGCCUGAAAUCAGUUGUUCACCAGCUGUUGAAGCUGUCAACCUGAAUUCUACAGGUGUACAAAAUAGUUCGUUAAGUGUCAAUGAUACCAUGACAUUGAAUAGAAGACAUAAUGCCUCUCUGGAGGCCAAACAUGAAGCAGGCACCGUGUGCCCCACUGUGACUCACACUAUUGCCUCCCAAGUGUCACGAAACCAAGAGCUGAAGACAGGAACUUCCAUCUCUGGGUCCCACUUGAACUCCACAGAGGCCUUUACUCUGGAUAGCCUGAAGGCAGUGGAAGUUGUUAACUUGUCUGUGUCUUGCACUGCCACAUGUCUCCCUUUCUCAUCUGUACCCAAGGAGACACCUGCCAGGGCUGGACUCUCUUCCAAACAAAACCCAGCUCCUAUUACUCAUCAGCCUUUGGGUUCCUUUGGUGUUGUUUCUACCUACUCCAGCAAGCUGGAAGAAGAAGUCAGUGAAAGGAUGUUCAGUUUUUAUCAGGCCAAAGAAAAGUUUAAAAAAGAACUGAAGAUUGAAGGAUUUCUGUACAGUGACUUAUCUGUACUAGCUUCUGACAUACCAUAUUUCCCACCAGAGGAAGAGGAGGAAAACUUGGAAGAUGGGAUUCACCUGGUGGUCUGUGUCCAUGGCCUGGAUGGCAACAGUGCAGACCUCCGGCUGGUGAAGACAUUCAUAGAACUGGGACUCCCUGGGGGAAAACUGGACUUCUUAAUGUCUGAAAAGAAUCAGACGGAUACAUUUGCAGAUUUUGAUACCAUGACAGAUCGAUUGUUGGAUGAGAUUAUUCAACACAUCCAGUUGUACAACCUCUCCAUAUCCCGAAUUAGCUUCAUCGGCCAUUCUCUUGGCAACAUUAUCAUCAGAUCCGUCCUUACAAGACCCCGGUUCCGGUAUUACCUCAACAAACUCCACACAUUCUUGUCAUUGUCUGGGCCUCACCUGGGGACUCUGUACAACAAUAGCACCCUGGUUAGUACUGGUUUGUGGCUCAUGCAGAAACUAAAGAAAUCUGGCUCCCUUUUACAGCUGACCUUCAGGGAUAAUGCUGAUCUGCGCAAAUGUUUCCUUUACCAACUUAGCCAAAAAACAGGGCUGCAGUAUUUUAAAAACGUUGUUCUGGUUGCUUCUCCCCAAGACCGCUAUGUGCCAUUUCAUUCAGCCAGGAUUGAAAUGUGUAAAACUGCCCUCAAGGACAGACACACAGGGCCAGUGUAUGCAGAAAUGAUCAACAACCUCUUGGGCCCUCUGGUGGAAGCCAAGGACUGCACUUUGAUCAGACAUAAUGUGUUCCAUGCUCUACCCAACACUGCCAACACCCUGAUUGGACGUGCAGCUCAUAUAGCCGUGCUGGACUCGGAACUCUUUCUUGAAAAGUUUUUCUUGGUGGCAGGACUCAACUAUUUCAAGUAGUAGCUUCCAGGGAGCAGCCUGGGUGACUGUCCAGAGCUGCUUAAGAUCAUUUGAGUUCUUAGCUAGGUCAUGCUUUUCCACAUCUCUGUAUUCCAGAGUGGAGUAGAAGGAGAGUGGAGGGUGUGGAGGGAUAAAGCUGGGGUGGGACUGGACACUAGAGAUGCUUGUAUUUGAGACAUUGGGGAAGUUGAACAAACUGCAAAAGAUAACGAUGUUUUCUUGAAUUUGUCUACCUUCCUCGAGUCUCAUUCAAGAUGCUUCUAGGGACAAUAUAAGAAAAUAAGAAACAGACACUUGCCAUUGGUGAGCCCAGCUUUAUAACUACUCUGGCUCAAGGGAAUUGGUUCAACUUAACUAGAGUUUCCCAAUUUGUCACUAAGUCAUAGCUUUAUCAUGUGUUGAUUCAAUUAAGUGCACACAAACAUUUCAGAACUCAGGUUAACUUCUGUGUGGAAGUGAGGCAUCUUCCUGUAAAUAGAACCCUUAAUAGAUCAAACUUACCAUUUGAUCAAAAGAUUAUUCUAUUCGUAUUCCCACCUUCUCUGUAUUUUCUAAAGAAAGGACAAAGGCAAAUGUGAUAAAUCCACAUCUUAUCUUCUAGCAGCAGUAGGUAGGGUGACUUAGGGAAAAGAGAGCUAAAGGUAGUACUGUCAAUAAAUACAGGUUUGGUAUAAACAGAAAGAGCUAUAGGGAGCAUACUGAACCAAUUGCUCCACCUACUUCCUUAAGCUUUUUCUAUGCAUAGUUCAGUCUGCAAAUUUUUUUUUUGAGUGUUUAAAUUCCUCUCUGAAAUAGGGAAGACUGAGAGAAACUCUCCAUAGCAGAAGGAGGCAGUCAGAUGAAUGUAUUCAUGUGUGGAACUCCUGCUGAUGCACUUCCAAAGAAAUGCUGGAUUAGCCUUGAAUGCAAGAGCAAAAAAUUCAAAACCAUUAACAUGGCCAGCUGCUGCUCCUCUCUUUGGAAGGAGAAAGGCAUCCUAAGGGAGGCAUGCUGGAUAAAGAACCUCAGGGGAGCUCUAAGAAGGGUGCUGUUAUCUUUCAAUAGUGAUGUCUUUAUGCCUUAGGAAAAUAAAGGGCUAGGAAAGACCACAUUUGUAGAAACUAACAGAUAGCAGAGACAAAAAGUAAGAUCAGAAUGAGAAACAAAAGCCAGACUGAAGACCUGACCUAAAGUGUUAUUGGUAAGUGACUGAUGCAGAAGUUUUAAAAAUAACCAGGAUAUUUAAAAUGGUCCCUAAGUCUACCCACUGUGUAGGUUAAAAGGCAGAAAGAGAAAAAAUUAGCUGUAUAGAAGCAAUGCAUGAACCAGGUCAGCACAGAUGAUCACAUUGGAGAUAAAGCCCAUAAUUUUUGCAGAAGUAUACUGCACUGUAUAGAAACCUAGCUCACUGAUCCCAUGAGAAGAAAGCCAUGGGAGCAUGGGUGCAUGUAACAAAAUAUAAACCCACAUACAUGCAGUCAAUUCAGACCAUGAGAAAUGCAUCCAGAUAGUACUUUGCAGGACAGUGGAUUGUGAGUGGUAUUGAGAGGGAACUGACAGCUUUGCAAAGGUAGACCUCCCUAGAAUGAGCUCAGGGUUUCUCCGUGGAUCAUUUCUGCAUUUCUUUAUAUCCUGGUUUUACUGCAUGCAUUUAUCAUUGGGCAUUCUCCUGAGAUCAAGUCAGGCUUUGGUACAGACUCUAUCUACUCAGUAGCACUGACAUUUGGCUUUGUUUCUUGGAGAACAAUUUUUUUCCUAGUCAUACAACCCAGGACCUUCUGACUCAGAUAAGUGCUGCUGCUUGCAGCAGCACGGUCAUACUGUAGCAAAUUCUUUUUUUUUUUUUUUUUUUUUUUUUUUUUUCUUUUCUUUUUUUUUUUUUGGCUAUGUGUGGAGCCCUGCCUGUUUGGUCUGAUAUGCUUGUUUUGUGUUGUGUUUCCAACCCUCGUCAUCAGCGUUUCUCCACCUCUUGUCAUUUGGAAGACCAUAUAGCAUUUAUGAAGCCAGAAUGAAUUUGAUGAUCAUCGUCUUUUCCAAUAAUCAGAUGCCAUUUUUAACUUCAAUAUGCUGUCUGGACAUAGUGAGAACUAAAGGCAAUAACUGUCCAGCUGCAUGGCACACCUCUUUUAGGUGUCCUGCUGUCUUUGUAAGCCCUAUGUGGCCUCUGAGAAUCCAUCAUCAUCAUGUAGAAAGUGUACUCAUGUAUUGUAAAUAAGAGUGUCAAGUAUUGAGUGUCAUGCCUCAUUUGAAAAGGCUUUUUUAUGUCUAUUUCUAUUAAAGACUAUAUAUAAUAUAUAUCAAUAUACAUAAAUAGUAUAUGUAUACUGUAAACAUGGACAUUCUAAUAUUGAUUAUAAAGUGAUAAGCAAAAUGCCUGCCAAGAUAAUGAUCCAGUAUGUUUCCAUCCUCAGUUCUACUUUUGGGUUUUGUUUGUGUGAUUAGUAGUUUCCCCAAACUAGUUAGAAAUAAACAUUACUAACCUUGAUAUUAUUUGGAAUUUGUUGCUUGUGAACCAAAUUCAGAGAAAGAGAUAGAAACCUAAAGCAGUCUGGAGUCAACCAAUGACCUCUGUGAUAGCAGAAAUCAGGUGCAGUGCUGAAAAAUGGGGAAGGAUGAAAGAAAAAAUCUGUCUUACAAACAUCAAUAAUUCCAUGACUUUGUGAGCUUGUAUCUAUGCCAUACAGAAGCCCACAGACAACAUGUGAAGUAUGGCAUUUGGGAACUCAAGAAGAACAUACCUUUUGGUUAUGAUCUUUUCAAGAAGAUCUAUGCUAGAACUAUGACCAGGAGCAGGGUGUUGUAGAAUUUUCAUCUCCAUUGUCUCAGUAAAAGCAAGCAGAUAACUUUGAAAGCGAGACUAUAAAGAGGAGACUAUUCAUCCAUAUCCCCAGAUAUCAUUGCAUGCUUUCAUGAUGACAUACCUCAAGUAAAUACAUCUGUAUGAGAGUUGUCUCUGUGCUGAGAUGUAUCAGUAAGUCUGGGAGCUCUUGGCUUAGAAAAAAAAGUGAAAAUUAAGGUUUGGGGACCUACGGAUACUGGAGGGCUAUUGUUAGUACCCAGAGCUAGGACUUUUGCCUACACCGGAAAGGUGCCUGCUCUUAUGAAUUCUUCCCUGGGGACAUUUGAUGUUUGAGCCUUAAUAUGAAGGCUGAACCAAGUGUAGGGCUGGUGAAGGGCUGCUUGAGGUAAUCUUUAACAAAGGGAAGAGAAUAACCAAAGAAAUUAAGGGGCGGGGAUGGAUGUAUAUAAAGGCAAGAGGGCAUAUUAAAGAUGAGAUGGAGAAUCUGAGCAAUAUUGACAAAAGAAGGUGUAAGAAUUUUCCAUUCAUGCAACAUUUUCUUCUCAUGUCAGGAGGAAGUCACCAUUAUUUACAUGUCAGGAGGGAGAGAAUCUACUUGGAAAUGAAAUGCUCAGGUUGCAAGCCUGCUCCUUUCUGUUAUCAUAGCCCUCUCCUAUACCUGUAUUAGAGACCCUUGAUUCCCCAUCCCUGCCAGGACUAUGUUCUUCCUACCACUCCUUACUGAGCUUUUCUUUUGGAGAUACAUAGCAGAAAUAUCUGUUGCAUUUCCUAAUAAGUAACCUGAGAAGGUGACAUCUGACAGGGUAAGACAAAACAUGAAAUAGCUGCUUGAAAAAAAAAUUAGAUUCUUUUAUUAAUUCUGUAAGAAUUUCAUACUUGCAUACAAUGGAAUAUGACCAUAUCCUAUCCCUAACCCCCCUUCAGACUUAUCUUAAACCAUCCUGCCGUUCAUCUCCUCCCAGCCUCAUUAAGUACAGUUAAUAGUAGUACCCAUAUAUGCCUGGAUGUGCAGUCAUCCAUCAGAGCAUGGGAAACUCAUGAGUAGUCACACACUUACAGAAGAAUUCUCCCUCCCCCAAGAAGUUAGCAACUGUCAGUGGCUCCUUGGUAAUGAGUGAGGCCCAGAGAUCAAUUUCUCCAUGUAAGUGGAAGGUUUAGUUGGCUUUAUAUUAUGUAGGUCUUGCGGAAAUUACCAUAAUUGAUGUGAAUACAUGAACAUGAUGUGUCCUGAAGACAACAUUUCACAAAUUCUUCCUAUUCCCCAGCACUUAUAUUCUUGUUUCCCUGCAUUACUUCAAUGCCCCUUAAUCCUAGUCAGGGUAGAGUAUUGAUAUAGAUAUUCCAUUUUGGUUUGUCACUCAGACUAGUUACACAUCUCUGCAAUGACUGCUGCCCACUGCAAAAAGAAGCUGCUCUGUUGAGAGCAACCUUGCCUAUGGAUAUAGACAUAAAUAUUUAGAAGGCAAUUUGAAAAAUAUGACCAUUUACUAAAAUAAACUUGUGGAUUCCAUCUUAGUGUCCAUGACCUCUCCUGACAUCUGAUUUUGACUAGCAUUGCAUUGCUAUGCACAGAAUUCCUUUCUGUGGAGAAGGUCCAGAACCCAGUCAUGCAGUUAUCAUGCAGUGUUGCAUGUUCAAAUUACAUUGGGGGUGAAGUUAAGUAUGUAUUUAGCUAUUCUGGAGUUAAGGCUUGAACACUGAGGCUUCACUCUGUUCUUUGGCUAUGGUACCUUUAAUCCAGAGUCAAUGGGAAAAGAUAUAGUUUUAAAACAUCAAAACCAGACUACUCCUAAGUCAUGCAUAACCUUGUGAGAUUCUAUUAUAAUGUCCUAUGUAAAACACCUGCCUAACCAACAAGUUAGAUGACAUGGAAAAUAUUUUUCAUUAACAAAGAUGGUAUCACAAAUCAUUGUCAGUGAGAGCAGCUGGGGGAUAGUUGGAGUGUUCCAUGACUGGCAGAUCACUUAUGUUGGUCCAUCCCUCUGUCUCCAGGUUGUCUUUUCUUCUUCUACCUACAAUACCAUUCCUAAAACCAUGAUGCUCGUGCUUUCGGUCACUCACAUCCUAGGCUAGCAGUUAUGUACUCAUCCACACAACAAGUCUUUUUAUAAGGGGGAUUGAACCACAACUCAAGUAUUCACAGAGGAGUUAGCCCUCUGCAUAAUAAAUCCAAGCCCCAAUAUAUUGCCAUUAGCUUUGUUUUCAUGGUCUUAUAAAUUAAUCUACUCUUGAGAUUUCCAUCACAUUAAUAUAUUUCUGUUAUGUACCUUAAGGAAAGCACCAUGUGUAAUCCAUUCAUUAAAACCUGAAGCUUGACUAUUUGCUUGGAAUAGAAUAUGGAGGGGAUACAAAUAGUUUUAUGGGAUGUUUGGUUUGUAAAAGGUCAUUUUUUUUAAGCUCAUGCUUUUUCUUCAGUUUUCAAUCUCAGCCAGAGCAACUGAAAAUGAUGUAAGAACAACUCAGUACUGGGUAAUUCGAGGCUCCAUGAACAGUAGCAUCAUAAGAUAAUAAAGUACAAUAGAGUUCUGUGUUAUGAGAAGAGUCUAUCUUCUCAUUUAUUAAACAGGUUUUGAAAAUGAGUAUUGAAAAGCAAUUCAGAAAUAGAUGAGAAAGGAAAAUGAAUAUGCAACAGAAAUUACUAAGUUAGGAAUUUGGAGAUCUGGGGAAGCUUGAAAAUAUUUUGUAGCAAAAAGGUUACUGGGGUGGGGGCAAUGUUGUUGGAAUCAGAAACUUGCUAUGUGACUUAAAAGUGAUUUAAGGAUGGCUUGAGGGACAGUCCCAUGUCUGAAACUUUUAGGCUUAGGUUUUUAUCAGUUGACAUAGUCCAUCUUGGCUCCUAAAUGUUUCUACCCUGUACAUUUGUAGGUUGUUAAUUCAGUGUGUGAUUGAUUAGAUUUUCUAUAAUUUUUCUACUCAGGGCAUAUCAUCAACCAUUACUAAAAGUUGUGGAAAGUUUGCAAUUUUGACACAUAUCUGGAAAAAGAAUUACGUCUAAGAGUAUUUAGAAAUUGAAAUCUGUAAUUAUCAGUCUGAUUCCUUUAUACUGAUCCCAAAUGCAUUUUUAAAUGUCUUUUAGCUCAAGGCUAAAUUAUUGCAUAUGGAAAACAAUUUUUCUCAUUUUCAUACCCCAAGAAAAUUUAAUAAUAAGGUGCAUAACUCUCUCUCUUUUCACAAUACACACACACACACACACACACACACACACACACACACACGCAAAGGAAAAAUUGCAUUAUUUUGUAUCUAAAUAGCAUUGCUCAUGUAGUCAUAAUCAUUUUCUAUGUCUUGCUAAAACAUCUAUGACUUAUAUCCGUUUUUCCCAUAAUUCAUUCUCAAAUAUAUUUCUCUUAGAAACAUCAUUUAUUUGAGAGUUCCUUGGCUCUUUGCUAAAUGUUGCUAGCUAUACAAAGGAUUGUUUUAGGAUGCUUUCUUUAAUCUGGUGGGAGGAAAAUAUGGCUACAAGAGUAUCCCAGGAUAGACUGAACUAAGAGUGCUGGGGGUAAAAUGAGAAUAUGAUCCUGUGGCGCGAACACUGGACCAAACUCCUAAUCUAGCAUUCCUUCAUCACUGUCAAGGUACAAGGUUUUUAAGAGGUGAAUGGUCCAUGAUAAAAUCCAGUCUGUCAAGGAGCUGUUCCUGCCCAGAGGCAUGAUAGGUGGCUGCAAUGUAUAGCCUUUGAAUGCUCUAAAAACUCCAAGGGAUGCUUCUGCUUUUUUCCCUCUUAGCAGAUAAAUAUAGUUGUGUGAGCAAAUAGGAGGCACAUAAUGGCUUCCACAAGCAUGGCCAUGCUUAGACAAGGAACUGCCUUGGACUAAUGUUCACUGAUAACAUAAGAUAAGGCUAUGAGGUUGCUGAUUUUAACUUCUAUUUAUUUUUGCAAAUAUUACCUACCUUCAGAUGAUGAAGAGAGGUAAAGUAUUUUGUCAUGGUCUCAAAGAGGGGACUUGUAUGUAUAGCCUGAUGCCACUGUGAUUUAUAACCCAUAUUUACUCUGCUGAAAAAAAUAUGUAACAAUCAGUUUCCUAAACAAUCUUGCAGAUUGUCUGUGACACAAAAAAAAUUCAUUCAUAACUCAGUCAUUCGUGCCAAUAAGUUUCACUAUUUUUCUACAUUUGCUUCUUGGUUGGCAUUUUGUGUAACAUGUGAUGUGUACAAAUGAUAAAAUAACAAUAAUA
Mus caroli (Ryukyu mouse) is the source of this 11994-nucleotide messenger RNA. It is a transcript of the gene Fam135b, whose product is annotated as family with sequence similarity 135 member B. The record is from RefSeq and is a predicted model, not a curated record. NCBI's taxonomy places the organism in Eukaryota, Metazoa, Chordata, Mammalia, Rodentia, Muridae. Gene Ontology annotation, biological process: lipid metabolic process.